UAAUGCUUCAAGCUAGUGAGGGGCUCCAACACCAACAACAACUUACAACGGAGCCUGCCCUUGUUAUGAGCUCCACCAUCGUCACCUUCGGAAUUCCGACUCCGAAUUCUUCGAUUGCGUCGUGGAAUUCCUAGCAUAUCGUGAAGGCUAUUCCCGCUUGACUCGAUCAGACUUCGUCAUGGCUUGUUAUCUAUAAAUAGGUCUUUUCCCUGUAGAUAACCAGCCAGCCGCGCCGCUUUAUUAGCUCUUUAAUUUCCGCUGCCUCCAGGUUCACCACCAACAAACAGCAUCACGUCUUGAGCUCGGGAGGCACAUCAAGGCAUCAAUUGCGGCCAAUUGGAACUCUCUGAGCAUCCUUGGGGCUAAUUGAGCACAUAACCGUGGACAUAUCGAGUAAUCAGAAAGAAGCAGCAUCGAACCAGGCCAUGGCCAAGCUCGAGGCCGGCUCCUCGCCUCCGCCCUACGAGGCAGCUGCAUAUCCCAAGACACAGUCCGCAAGACGUCUGUACAGGAUCUUCUCUUUCCGCGCCGUCGUGGCCGUUGUGGCCUUGACAUUAUUCCUGUGUUUGAACUCAUACCUGAGCCUCUCGUCCCGCCCCAGACUGUCCUCCUUGGAUGAAAAGAAGUUCCAGGCCGGCCUGGCCAGAUGCACCGCCAUCACAACGCUGCCAGCCAGGUGCAACCCAGAGGACCGCAAGGAGAACCCAAGAUGGAACACGGCCAGCGGGCAAGACCACACGGUGGUCCUGCGCAACGCCACGCUCUUCGACGGUGCGGACUUUAGCGAGGACCCCGUGGACGUCACCUUCACCCACGGCCUCAUCACCUCCAUAUCGCUCUCGAAAGACGCCGCCCCCGCCCCGGCUGGCGCAGAGGAGGUCCAUCUCCACGGCGCGUACGUCACCCCGGGGCUCGUCGACAUGCACUCGCACCACCUGGUGGAGGACUGGCCGCAGAUCCAGGAGAUCCCGGACGGCAACGAGAUGUUUGGGGGCUUCGGGCCCCUGACGCCGUUCGUGCGCGCGCUGGACUCGAUGAAGGCGUACGACGUGGCGACCAGGCUCAUCGCGAGCGGCGGGGUCACCUCGAGCCUGAUCAUCCCGGGCUCGGCCAACAUCAUGGGCGGCGAGGGCGCCGUCGUCAAGAACAGCCUGCGGUCCGGAGCCAACGGCGAGUUCGUCGUCGAGGAGAUGCUGCUGGAGCACGGCCUCCCGGCCGAGGGGAGGCGGCGGUACAUGAAGAUGGCGUGCGGGGAGAACCCCAUCGGCGUCUACAAGCACACGAGGAUGGGCAACGCGUGGGUGCUGAGGAAGUGGCUGGCCCGGGCCAAGGAGCUCGUCGACAAGCAGGACGGCUGGUGCGAGGCGGCGGGGGCGGCGGGGGCGGCCUCGGCCUCGGCGGCGGCGAGGGCGGCCCUGCUGGCGGACAAGGGCGGCUUCCCCGAGGAGCUGGAGCUGGACAGCACCGCGGGCAUGCUCAGGGGCCGGGUGGCGAUGCACAACCACUGCUAUGAGCCCCAGGACUUUGAGACCAUGCUCCGCAUCUCGCACGAGUUUGGGUUCCGCGUGAGGGCGUUCCACCACGCCAUCGCGGCCUGGCAGGUCCCGGAGAUGCUCAAGGAAUAUGGCGAGAACCUCACAAUCGCCACGUUUGCCGAGUUCGCCCUCUACAAGAAGGAGGCGUACGCAGCAAGCCUCUCGGCGGGCAAGAUCCUCAACGACCACGGCAUACCCGUCGCCUACAAAUCGGACCACUCGAUGGAGGACCUGAACUCAAAAUACCUCCUCCUCCAGUCCGCAGUCGGACACAGCUUCGGGCUGCCGGCGGACAAGGCCCUGCAGGCCGUCACCUCGGUGCCAGCCGCCUCGCUGGAGAUCGACGACCGCGUGGGCUACGUCCGGACGGGCUACGACGCCGACAUCGUGGUCUGGGACUCCCACCCGCUGUCCGUGGGCGCGACGCCGAGGCAGGUCUUCAUCGACGGCGUCGCCACGCUGGACCCCGCCGGGGUCGAGGCCGGCUCGGCGCGCGUGGCCGCGGCCCACCCCGGCGCGGACGCCCACCGCGGGGCCGGGAAGCCCGCGAUGCGCGCCACGGUAGCACUCGGGGAGAGGGAGAGGCUGUGCGCCGGGGCCGGGGACCAGGGCAGGGGCUUCGUGAUCAGCGGCAUCACGACGUCCUUCCUGGACGAGUUCCCCGGGUUCGCCGCGGCCUCCUCCUCAAGGCAGCCCGCCCGGGGCGGGAACCUCACCAUGGUCAUCGCGGACGGCAGGGUCGCCUGCCUCGGCGCCGGGGCGGACUGCAGCGUGGCUGCCGACACGCUCCGCCAGGCGGGCGACGCGCGCGUCACCUCUGUCCGCCUCGAGAACGGCCACCUCAGCCGCGGGCUGGUCGCCGUGACGUCCACGCUGGGCAUGGCCGAGAUCGCCAUGGCCCCGACCACGGGCGACGGCGUCGUGAAGGCGGCGGCCUCGGGGGCCGGCCACGCAAAGUACGGCGUCAGCCUCGGCGGCGGCAAGACCACGUCCAAGAACUUUGCGCGCGCGCGGCUGGGCGGCGUCACGCGGGCCGUGCAGGCGCCCGUGUCUGAGGGGGGCCUGGUGGUCGGGGUGUCGACGGGGAUGCGGACGGGGCAGAACAGCACGCUCCUGAACGGGGGCUUGUUCCAGGAGGAUGUCGCCAUGCAUGUUGCGCUGGGGGAGGACGCCAAGGCGGGCGGCGGGGCUGUGAGUGUUGCUGUUGAGAAGCUGAGGGGGCUGAUCAGGGCGGGUGGGAAGAAGGGGUCGAAGGAGACGGAGGAGGGUGAUGAUGUUGAGGACCCGUGGGUGCUGGUUGCCAACGGGUCCUUGCCCUUGGUCGUCAAGGCGGACAGCACUCAUGACAUCCAGCAGGUUAUCCUGCUGAAGAGGGACUUCCCUAAUGUCAACACGGUCAUCCUCGGAGGACACGAGGCGCCGCUGUUCGCAGAGGAGAUCGCCAGGGCGAAGAUACCACUGAUCUUCACAGGCACCAGGCCCGGGCCGGACUCGUGGACCAAGAAGGACUCGCCCCCCGGCCCGCCACUGGGCCGCAGCCCGGCCGACAUACUCAGCGAGGCCGGGGUGUUUUACGCAGUGGCUAUCAACACAGAUGGCGGCCCGCCCGGAGACUCCCGCAUCCAGUCGCUGGCGCUGGAGGCCUCGUGGACGGCCAAGUACGCGGGGCUCUCGGACCAUGAGGCGCUGCGGCUCGUGUCGAGCAACGUGGAGGAGAUCCUGGGCCUGGAGAGGGGCGGUGACGUCGUGGUGUGGGAGGGCAACCCGCUGCAGUUUGGGACGCCGGUGCUGGCGUUCCAGGCGCGGGGGGACGACGGCGGGAGGCUGGAGGUGGGGAGUUGCUGGCCGAGCGAGGCGGAUGAAUGAGUGAGUGAGUGUAUGUAUGUUUCAGGCGAUGUGGGCACGUGGGAUGUCUAGUGGGAAAUCAAACAUGUGUGUACGAGAUUGGACUUGGAGUUGGUGUGAUGAUCUAUCUAUUACGACGGAGGCAGGUGCAGCAACCGUGUGAGAUACGAGAAGAAGCAACAAGUCGGCACUGGGAGUACUAGCAUCUGCGCAUGCACAAGCCACGCAGCCACGGGCGUGCGGACUGCCGGGUGGGAAGCAGGGCAAGACUCGGACACCUGGCACCUGGCACUCAUCCAGCCAUUUUUCCUCUUCUUGCCUGCACACAGCAGGGCACAACACCUGUCAUGGCACGUUGCACAACAACCCCCCAUCCAACAGGGCGGUGUCAGCGGGCGGGAACGGAGGGUAGCUGCAUGACGGGAGCAGGCGUGGCUUGGGAGGGCAUCCUGAGACGAGGAUUGGGCGGCUUGUCCGGGACCUGGCCCUGUGCUGCGGGUUGUGAUAGGUCUCUGCGGCGGUGUCUCUCCUGUCCUCGGGAACUCGCACAUCUGACGUUUUCGUGGCGCCCAUGGGGUCCAAAGCAAAGAUAGAAAGGAGAGGGGCUAUCUAUCGUCCUGCAGCUCGCCACUCGGAUCAC
Molecule: messenger RNA, 4020 nt
Organism: Diaporthe batatas
Lineage: Eukaryota; Fungi; Ascomycota; Sordariomycetes; Diaporthales; Diaporthaceae
Exons: 5
Coding region: 426-3401 (991 amino acids)
Biological process (GO): purine nucleobase catabolic process
Cellular component (GO): cytoplasm
Molecular function (GO): allantoinase activity
Source: RefSeq, a predicted model, not a curated record